Pimephales promelas (fathead minnow) is the source of this 2317-nucleotide messenger RNA. RefSeq names its product UDP-N-acetyl-alpha-D-galactosamine:polypeptide N-acetylgalactosaminyltransferase 3 (GalNAc-T3) (gene galnt3). The record is from RefSeq and is a predicted model, not a curated record. Gene Ontology annotation, biological process: protein O-linked glycosylation. NCBI's taxonomy places the organism in Eukaryota, Metazoa, Chordata, Actinopteri, Cypriniformes, Leuciscidae. Gene Ontology annotation, molecular function: polypeptide N-acetylgalactosaminyltransferase activity. Gene Ontology annotation, cellular component: Golgi apparatus.
UAUUACGCAAGCCCCGCCCCUUUUACCUGAAAUACGCGCACCUGGAUCCACGACGCGGAAGUCCUGCUGAGAUUACUCCACUUUGACAUCGCCGUGGUCAGCACUUCUGCUUUGGGACAGUCGUUGUUGAAGUUCUGAACUCUUUUGGAAAUGAGUUUUAAGCGCAGUCGGUUGGACGGGCGGUGAUGUUUGGCACAGAGAGCGUGUCAGGUGAAGCUUUGUUUUCCACUCGCUGAACUCCUCCACAGAAUGCCACUCCUCCGCAGGCUCAUGCGCAGACGACUGCACCCAUGGAAGCUCGCCCUCGUGGCUUUAGUGUUCGUGACUUUCCUGUUUCUGAUGCAGCGAGAGGUGGUCAGUCAGAACCCCCAGGACGAACCCUGGCUCAAAGGGAUAGUGGAGAAACGGGAUGGCGUUCUCGGGAUGGUGAUGGGGGCGGUGAAUAACUUCCGGGACGCCAUGCCAAAGAUGCAGAUCAAAGCUCCUGUGAGGCAGCAGGAGCGCGAGGGCAGUCCGGCCUGUCUGUCCGGAUACUACACGGCCGCUGAACUCCGACCGGUCCUGGAAAGGCCACCGCAAAACCCCAGCGCCCCGGGGGCUUCUGGGAAGGCGUUUCGCACGGACAAUCUGGGCUCGGCAGAGCAAAAAGAGAAGGAGAGAGGAGAGGAGAAGCACUGCUUUAACUUGUACGCCAGUGAUCGGAUCUCUCUGAGCAGAGACCUCGGCCCUGACACCAGACCUCCAGAAUGCAUCGAGCAGACGUUCAGGCGCUGUCCGCCCCUGCCGACCACAAGCGUGAUCAUCGUGUUCCACAAUGAAGCGUGGAGUACGUUACUGCGCACCGUCUACAGCGUCCUGCACACCUCUCCGGCUCUACUCCUCAAAGAGAUCAUCCUCGUGGAUGACGCCAGCGUUGACGAGCGACUAAAGGACGAACUGGACGAGUAUCUGAAACAGCUCCACAUCGUGCGCGUGGUCCGCCAGCGUGAGCGAAAAGGCCUGAUCACUGCCCGGCUCCUCGGGGCCUCCGUGUCCACAGGGGACACUCUCACCUUCCUGGAUGCCCACUGUGAAUGUUUCCACGGAUGGCUUGAGCCGCUGCUGGCCAGGAUAGCGGAGAACUCCACUGCCGUAGUCAGUCCUGACAUCACCACCAUUGACCUGAACACAUUUGAGUUCAUGAAACCCUCACCGUACGGACAGCACCAUAACCGGGGGAAUUUCGACUGGGGCCUGUCCUUUGGCUGGGAAACCCUUCCAGAUCAUGAGAAACAGAGGCGCAAAGAUGAGACAUACCCAAUUAAGACGCCAACGUUCGCAGGAGGAUUAUUCUCCAUUUCCAGAGAUUACUUCUACCAUGUAGGAAGCUAUGAUGAGGAGAUGGAGAUUUGGGGAGGAGAAAAUAUUGAAAUGUCCUUCAGGGUGUGGCAGUGCGGCGGGCAGCUGGAGAUCAUCCCCUGUUCAGUCGUUGGGCACGUGUUUCGCACUAAGAGUCCGCACACCUUCCCCAAAGGCACGCAGGUGAUCGCUCGCAACCAGGUGCGUCUGGCUGAGGUCUGGAUGGAUGACUUUAAAGAGAUCUUCUACCGGAGGAACCAGCAGGCCGCUCAAAUCGCCAAAGAGCGGUCUUUUGGAGACGUCUCCAAGCGUGUAGAUCUCAGAGAAAAGCUCCAGUGUAAGAGCUUUUCCUGGUAUUUGAAGAACGUCUAUCCGGAGGUCUUCAUGCCUGAUCUCAAUCCGCUGCAGUUUGGCGCGAUAAAGAACGUGGGGAAGGAGGCCUGUCUGGACGCGGGAGAGAGCAAUGAAGGAGGGAAACCUCUCAUCAUGUACCCCUGCCACGGGAUGGGAGGAAACCAGUAUUUUGAGUACUCGACCCAUCAUGAGAUCAGGCACAACAUUCAGAAGGAGCUCUGUUUGCACGGGACGGAUGGAGUCGUCAAACUAGAGGAGUGCCAGUAUAAAGGUCACGGCACCGUCACUGGACCUCAGCAGAGAUGGGAGCUCAGAGAGGAUCAGCUGUUCUAUAACAAGGGCUCGAAACAGUGCCUGGGCAUUCGUCAAGAGAACCCCUCUCUAGUGCCCUGCAAUCCAGCCGAUAAACACCAGCUCUGGGUCUUCACUUGAAUGGCGGAACCACUGACACACACACACACAGAGAAAAAAAUUAAUUUAUUUUUGUAUGCGGAAAAUAUUGCUGUUGUAAUAUCUAUUGGACCAAAAACAUAGCAUUCACAGACAUUCCAGUCUAUAGCAGUAGCACAUCAUUGCAGUACACGAGAUCCAGGGGGCGGAGUUAGAUCCAGAUGGGUAGGAUUAG